AUGAACCGCCCCCAGGAUCCGCCGGAAUUCGCCGUGAACAGUGCCACGCAACUCCUUAGGCGAACAAGCUCAAUCUUCUACUGGCAUCUACUUACAUUCGUCUUCUUGGCCUUUCUUCUCCUCGGCUUCCGCUACUAUGUCGAGACAGGCAGUAACUUCCUCGCCGCCUCCGUUGACCGCGACCCUUCCUUCCGGCUCCUCCUCUCUCGCCUAAACAUUACCACCGGCGUACAGCCACCCCGCCACCGCCGGCGCCGCCCCCUCAUCACUCGCAUCGGUGUUCCCGACGGCGACUUCUUCGGCCGCGAUGACGGCCCCAAGGCGCCGCCUAAUGCCAGUUUCUUGAUUCUCGGGAACUCUGGCCCCAGGUUAGGGUUUUCAAAUUCUGUUUCCGAUAACGGAAUUAGGUUUCUCGAAAUCGUUCGCUGGCGGUUGUCUUUUCAAUUCGAGGAGAGUACAUUCGGAUCUGUAGAGUUAUCGACGGAGGAGACCGAUAUGACGGAUGAGUUUAAGAAAGUGAAUAGUUCACCCGAACUGGGUGAAGAUAAUGAGACGGAAAGGUCGGUGAUUUGGGAAUUCUUGGUUAAAGGUUUGGAACCCCAGCAGCAUAAUGCAUCGGAUGUUUUCUUUGUUGUAUUUUUGAUAUGUGUUGCAUAUGGACAUGUAGUUCUAUGUUUUGUAAUUACUUAUACUCUCAUUCUUGGGAUUGUUUUUGUUGCUGUUGUGAAUCGUAUAUUAGGGAGGCACUAUCCACAGGCUCGGAUUAUGCGAGAUGGUUUAAGUUUGGGUUUCAGACGGCUUUCUGGGUUUAUUCUUAUUAGAUGGUUUGUGAGGGAUGUAGUCACGCAGAUUCUGAGCAUUUUGUUCUUAGGUGAAAUUGGAGAUCAGUAUUCAUUCUUCAAGAUUUUUGUGCGGUUAAAGUCGAUGCCUUUCCUGAUAAUGUCUCCAUUCAUUUGGGAACUCGAGAAGGAUACUGCAAGUUUCUUGCUUGUGUGGAUUUUCUUGGAGAUAAUUGUGGAAUUCAUUUUUGCUGUGGGUUCUUGGGUUGCAAUUGUAGACCAUAGGAGGGAUUUGCUGGAAACUGUAAGAGAAGGGUGUUAUUUGUUAUUGACGAUGUUUCAGCAGGCCGUUGUCAUUCAAUGUUUUGAGGUUAUGCUAUGUGGACCAUUUACAAGGUGGAUUUUGGUUCAGUAUGUGGGGAAAUACUUUACAACUGCUUUCCAGUCCGUGAUGGAGGUUUAUUUCAUGGUGGCUUGGCUGAUAUUUUACUUUGCUGUGAGAUCCACUGAUGCUACUAAUCUUGGAGGGACAUUUGGGCGGAGAGAGCUAGAGGAGUUUAUCCAGAGAUGA
Molecule: messenger RNA, 1350 nt
Organism: Diospyros lotus (date-plum)
Lineage: Eukaryota; Viridiplantae; Streptophyta; Magnoliopsida; Ericales; Ebenaceae
Exons: 1
Coding region: 1-1350 (449 amino acids)
Source: RefSeq, a predicted model, not a curated record